This is a messenger RNA of Megalobrama amblycephala (Wuchang bream), 6272 nucleotides long. RefSeq names its product misshapen-like kinase 1. Gene Ontology annotation, molecular function: ATP binding; protein kinase activity. NCBI's taxonomy places the organism in Eukaryota, Metazoa, Chordata, Actinopteri, Cypriniformes, Xenocyprididae. Gene Ontology annotation, biological process: protein phosphorylation. The transcript is spliced from 32 exons. Bases 140 to 3619 code for a protein of 1159 amino acids. The record is from RefSeq and is a predicted model, not a curated record.
GAGAGUUCCGUUAUGUUAUUAAUUAUUCAUGAGCCAAGCCUUCGCUAUAGUAGGAUUAAACACGCCGAAGAUGGGCAGACAUACUGUUCCUUAAACCAUGAUCAGUUAAGAAACUGAUAUUGAUAGACGAGCUCAAAAAAUGGCGAGAGACUUCACUACAACAAGUCUGAGCAACAUUGACCUCGCCUCUUUACGGGAUCCUGCAGGGAUAUUCGAGCUCAUCGAGGUGGUCGGCAAUGGGACAUAUGGACAGGUUUACAAGGGUCGGCAUGUGAAAACAGGACAGCUGGCAGCAAUCAAGGUCAUGGAUGUGACUGAGGAUGAGGAAGAUGAAAUCAAACUGGAGAUUAACAUGUUGAAAACGCAUUCCCAUCACAGGAACAUAGCCACGUAUUACGGUGCUUUUGUUAAGAAAAGUCCUGCAGGUCAGGAUGACCAGCUUUGGCUGGUGAUGGAGUACUGCGGCGCAGGGUCAGUCACAGACCUGCUGAAAAAGACCAAAGGGAACUGCCUGAAGGAGGACUGGAUUGCUUACAUCUGUAGAGAGGUUCUGAGAGGUCUGUUACACUUGCACUCAAAUCAUGUGAUUCAUCGAGACAUUAAAGGACAAAAUGUGCUGCUGACAGAGAAUGCUGAGAUUAAACUCGUGGAUUUUGGUGUCAGUGCUCAGUUAGACAGGACGAUUGGCAGAAGAAACACAUUCAUCGGGACACCAUAUUGGAUGGCACCAGAGGUGAUCGCGUGUGAUGAGAAUCCUGACUCUACAUACGAUUAUAGGAGUGAUGUGUGGUCUCUGGGUAUCACAGCUUUGGAGAUGGCAGAGGGAGCACCACCCUUGUGUGAUAUGCAUCCAAUGAGAGCACUGUUUCUAAUUCCACGGAACCCUCCUCCCAAACUAAAGUCAAAGAAAUGGUCUAAAAAGUUUCUGACAUUUGUGGAAAGUUGUUUGGUGAAGAACUACCUCCACAGGCCGUCCACAGAGACCCUCUUACGCCAUUCCUUCAUUAAAGACCUUCCUAAUGAACGACAAGUACGCAUCACACUCAAAGAUCAUCUGGACAGAACCAGGAAGAGGAGACGCGAGAAAGAGGGAACGGAAUAUGAAUACAGUGGAAGUGAAGAUGAAGACGAUGGCAUAAAUGAAGAUGAAGGUGAACCCAGCUCUAUAGUGAAUCUUCCUGGAGAGUCUAUGUUAAGACGAGAGUUCCUGCGUCUGCAGCAGGAGACACACUCACAAACACAACUACUCCAACAAGUACAUAAUCAAGACAACUACAAAAGACAAUUGCUCGCGGACCGACAGAAGAGAAUCCAACAACAACAGGAGGAAAGACGACGCCUCGAAGAUCAUCAGGAAAGGCUGUUACACGAUACCGGACUCCAGUGGCCAGAGCUUCAGGAGAUGUUAUGGCAAGAAGAGACUGAUGUUACUGAGAAAAGCAAAAGAAAUCACAAGAAACCGCCCAAAGACGGUGAACAUCACAAGACUGAAGUUGAAUCAACAUCUCUAAGUCUUUUUGCUGAGCAGUCUCAGGGCAGAAAACCCCAACGCACGCUUCCCAGAGAUCAGUCACAGCUGCUGUUGCUGCAGCACGACCACGGACACCAGCAGAAGAGCACUAGAGCAAUCUCACCACACGAUGGGCUGGCAGGUAAACUGGAAUCCCUGGACACCCAUCUUGUCAAUCUGAAUAAUAUAGCUAUCAGGAUUCCUCAUGUUCAGUCACGUCUGGGAUCAGGAAGCAACUCCAGUCCUUGUACUCCAGCGCUCCAGAGAGCCACCAAACAGCCGAACAUGAACGUGUGUCCCAGUCGAGAGAUUCAUCACAGCAGCUCUAUGUCUGAUGUCACUGCUCCUCUCUCACCAACACAAGAUGAAGUCUUCUUCAACCCUGAUGAUCAGCCACCAAAGAUUCCAGAACGAACAACAUCAAAAUUCAAAGAUGUCACGAGCCAUCACAGAUAUGGAUCCGGUGGAGAUCGUCAGUCUUCUUUGGACAGCAGUGUUAAAAUGUCCUACUCUAACAGCUCAACGAGCAGCUCACAUUCAGGUUACUGUAUGCCGGACAUUCCAGCUCAUCAAAACAGAAACUCUCAAAGUUCAGGAACAUCACCACCAACCCAGGGUUUGGGAAUGAAGUCGCACUUCAGCCCAUUAAUGAAGCUUGCAGAAUAUUCUUCCUCCAGUGAUGAAGAUGAUGAGAAGACUAGGUCACCGUUGAGCAAUGGAAGGCCCUUGUUAUCCAGAGGGCAGUUUAAUGAUAUCAUUCUUCAGCCUCAUCUCAAUGUGAAAGCGCAGCAGCAGAGUGCAGCAAAGCCAAGGCCUUCUGGAUCCCAAUCCAAUGACAGCUACCACCUGCCGGACCUCCUGCACAAGAGCCCCACACAUGAGCUCACCUGCCACCAAGACACCACGCAGAGCUUUGAUAAAUUAUUCAAUAAUCAGCCAGGAAAAAGCACAUCCUCUUCCUCUUCCUCAUUCUCACCUUUUAUUGACCCUCGUUUGCUGCAGAUAUCACCACCUCAGAGUCCGCAGGGAUACGACCAACUGAAUGACAGGUGUGAACCAUGCAUUAGACAGCCCCACAGGAAGGGCUCUGUGGUGAAUGUCAACCCCACCAACAUUCGACCUCAGAGUGAUGCCCCAGAGAUCCGCAAAUAUAAAAAGAAGUUCAAUGCUGAAAUCCUCUGCGCUAGCCUGUGGGGUGUGAAUUUGUUGGUGGGCACAGAGAGCGGCCUGUGGCUGCUGGACCGUAGUGGUCAGGGCAAAGUUUACUCUCUCAUCAGCCGCAGACGCUUCCAACAGAUGGACGUACUGGAGGGCCUCAAUGUACUCAUCACUAUAUCAGGUAAGAAAAACAAGCUGAGGCUGUACUACCUGUCCUGGCUGAGAAAUAAGAUCUUGCGUAAUGAUCCAGAGGUGGAAAAGAAACAGGGCUGGACCUCAGUGGGAGAACUGGAGGGGUGUGUCAGCUACAAAGUAGUUCGCUAUGAAAAAAUCAAGUUCCUGGUCAUCGCCUUGAGGAGCGCUGUGGAGAUCUAUGCAUGGGCUCCCAAGCCAUACCACAAGUUCAUGGCUUUCAAAUCUUUCAGCUCACUGCCGCAGAAGCCCCUCUCAGUUGACCUGACGGUGGAGAAUGGACAGAGAUUAAAGGUCAUCUAUGGGUCUCACUCUGGCUUUCAUGCUAUUGAUGUGGAUUCAGGGACGCCCUUCGAUCUGUACCUGCCCAGUCAUAUCCCAGGUCUGAUUCGGCCGCAUGCCAUCAUCAUCCUUCCCAGCAGCAGUGGGAUGGAGCUGUUGCUGUGUUACGAGGAUGAGGGUGUCUAUAUUGACACCUAUGGCCACAUCACCAAGGAGACGGUGCUGCAGUGGGGGGAGAUGCCCGCCUCUGUCGCCUACCUUCAGUCAAAUCAAGUGAUGGGAUGGGGGGAGAAAGCCAUAGAACUCAGAUCUGCCAAGACUGCAAGUCUAGAGGGAGUCUUCAUGCACAAAAAGGCUCAGAAGCUCAAGUUCCUGUGUGAGAGAAACGAUAAAGUGUUUUUUGCUUCUGUCCAGUCGGGUGGAUGCAGUCAGAUCUACUUUAUGACGUUAGGACAGAACUCGCUCUUCAACUGGUGAUCUUUUGGAUCACCAACAGAGGGUGUUGCUGGGUAAAAGCAUCCAAAUUACUCUGUAUAGACUUUGUCCAUUGCACAAUCUCUGCAAAUAAGAUUCAAAUAGUAAUUUUUUCCAUGUUCACAUGUUAACGUUUUCAAUAGAAGUGAUAUAUACAUAUUAAAUGAUUUAAUACAUGUAAAAUAGCUGAUAUAUUGCACCCUGUCUGACAGUGUCAGCAUUUGUCGUCUUGAUCUGUGCUUAACCCCAAAACAUAAACCUUGUUUUGGAUUUUAAUUUUAUUUCUCUUUCUAUUGUCAUGUCAUAUCUUGCAAAAAUAGGCUUGAUAUUUUGUUCCUAAUACCUAAUUAUUUUAUUGUAUAACAACAACCAUGGCUGGUACACGGUUUAGUGUGAAACCAAUACUAAUAGCUAGUAGAUGAAUGACUAACUGUUAUACAAAUAUUGUUGUUUGCCGACAAUUCAGAACUGAAUUGAUACAAUAACUGUGCACUUUCAGCUUUCAUUUUAUGGACUUUUCAGGUAAACAAAUGUAAUGAUCAGUUUAAUUAUAACAAAUGACAGUUUAUCUUCGUUGUAUUUGUUUAUUAUAGCUCUCACCAUAAUAAAACACAAACAUAACUGGACACAUAAUCAUGAUAAACAUUAUAUAAAUGAAAGGUUUGUUUGGCUGUUGGUUGCAGGUCUUUUACAUGAAGACUAAAUGUUCAAUGUUUCCUUAUCUAUCUGUGAGGAGUCUGAACAUCAUUAUUUAUUUGCUGCUGGUUUUGUUUUAGAUCUUGUCAGCAUGAGCAAGAAAACUAAAUUUGGGAAAGAAAAAAUAAAUAAUUCUUCUGUACAUUUGAGAAUUCAUUAUUCGAUUACCAUCAGUCAUUAAGGAAGCACCAGUGCGGCCACAAUUUCCAUAUUUGUUGUUGAUCACAUUUCACAGAUGACAAAGUUUGUUUUAUUUUAGCUUCCUUUUCAAACCUUUCUAUUUUGUCCUCUGGUUCUGGCUAAUCACAGCCUUUGAUUCCUACUUCCACAAGUUUCUUUACGCACAUCUCCAGUUUCACAGAGCUAUAUUUCAGCUCAAGUUUAGGGGUGAUUGAUAAACACAAAUCCUUACUUCACAAAGACUGGUAUUUUGAAGCCAGACAGUUUAUUAAAUUACAAUAUGCUUAUGGUGUGUUUUUUUUUUUUUUUGUUUGGGGUUUUUUUUAUGCUGUAACAUGGAGCCUUAAAAUUCAGUGUGAAUUAGAUUCUCAUUUGAGUUCUAUGGCUUAAUAUGUGUUUUCUGUGCAGUAUUUGUUAAAUGGGUAGCACCUUAUUUUACAGUUCUGUUCCCCAUGUACAUACUAGCAAUUACUAUAACUAGGUACUAACCCUGAACCAACCCCUAAACCUAACCUUAGCCCAUGUGGUACCUUAUAUUAUCAGUACUUUCUUGGGUAAGUACACUGUAAGCACACCGUAAGUACAUGUACUGUAAAAUGAAGUGUAACCGUUAAAUGUUGAAGAAAGAUUAAGAAAAAGUUCUGUAAUAUUUUUAUUAUGCUUUGCAUGAAAAUAUCAUACAGUAACAUAUGCAUGGACGUGAACGUGGUGAUGUCUAGAGAAGUGAGUUGAGAUGGUUGAUUCUUUUGGAAAAUGAAUGGAGCAAAGAAAAGCACCAGGAAGUGGGAGAUGAUCAUAUGAACAUUUUAAAGAAAGUUGGAAUGUCGGAAAUCAAAGUUAGAAAAUGAGAGUUAAGGAGCUUGGGAUACGUGAGAUUGGUAACUGCUGAAUUGUUAUAUCUGAGAUUUAUGUACUCAAAGCAUCUGUGUUUGUAAAGAUGCAAUGAAAGAUCGUUUUAAACCAUUCCUUGAAAUUCCAAAUGUAUGCACUUUGCAUUGCUUUUAUACAGACUAACUUGCUUGUUCAUGCAGCUGUUCUAUUUUCAAACAUUAAUGAUUUAUCUCAUUUAUGGAACAAUAGUAAAAUGAAAAAUAUGAUCAGAAAUGUAGAUCAGAAAUGCUGUUUUGUGAUCUUGUAAAGGAUCAUGAUCAUUGCAGCAGAAGACUGUCCAUCACAGUGCACUGAUUUCAUUCUGUAAAUCAGUAAAGCAUCUCAGUAUAUCGUGAAGGAGAGAGUUGCAUUAUCAUUAGCUUUUGUUGUAUUGGAUGCUGAAGUAGUGUUUCAGUAAUUCUCCCAUUAGUUUGGGCAUAAACAAACCCUAAUGUGUGGAAAUGCUCAUUUAAACUUUUCUUUUCAAAUAACUUUUUCAUAGUAAUUUUUUUUUUCUUUUUUCUGUCAAAGCAAGACAUGUCCAUAUAUUCUCAACUGUGCCUUAAUGUGUGUUCUGAGUGGUGUCUAACAAUUUUAUUUGGGUUUUGUUUUAAAAUUAAAAUGUCUUCUUGACAGUUGGUUUCUGUACUUUCAUUUUGAAAGACAAUAUUGUACAUUAACUGCAGCAAAGGUUUUAAUUCAAAGUUUUUUUGUAACCGUGUAAUUCGACUGUAUAUUACUGAAUAUAUUCCUAAAUACUGUGUUUUAUAGACAGCUAAUUAUCUAACAGCAUAACAGCAAGUACCAUAUAAUCAUUAUGCUUGUUGGGUUUAGAUUGUAACAAAGCUGCAUAUCUAUAUUUUGUGUCAUGUGUGGCUGAAUUGAGCCAAAUAAAUGCUUUAAGAAUGGA